Salarias fasciatus (jewelled blenny) is the source of this 884-nucleotide messenger RNA. It is a transcript of the gene hspb9, whose product is annotated as heat shock protein, alpha-crystallin-related, 9. Bases 33 to 770 code for a protein of 245 amino acids. NCBI's taxonomy places the organism in Eukaryota, Metazoa, Chordata, Actinopteri, Blenniiformes, Blenniidae. Gene Ontology annotation, cellular component: nucleus; cytoplasm. The transcript has 2 exons. The record is from RefSeq and is a predicted model, not a curated record. Gene Ontology annotation, biological process: protein refolding; negative regulation of apoptotic process; response to heat.
GAGCUUCCAGCGAUCGAGGAUCUUCUUCUGUCAUGAUGUCUCAGCACGGAGGCCUGGCCGGUCUGUUCGGAGACGACCCGUUCUUCGCCCCCUCGCGGCUGCUGUGGCCGCUGGACUACGAGUCGGUCUCCUCGCUGCAGCAGGACUUCUUCCAGCGCCGGGCCGGGCUGGCCGACAGCCUCCUGAGGGAGCUCCACGACGGGCCCCGGCUGCUCAAACUGGGCCCGCUGCCGCUCGCUUCCUCCCCGCUGGCGAGGCUGAGCGACGAUCCGGAGCAGCAAGCGUCGGGCUCCGACCUGCAGCCGGUGACCCACGGCAACAACUCCGACCUCCUGGUGACCCUGGACGCCCGCGGCUACGCCCCCGGAGACAUCACGGUCAAGCUGGAGGGCCGCAGACUGGCGGUGGCGGCCAUGAAGCAGGCCGGGGCGGAGGAGAGCCAGGCCUGCUCCUCCGCCUCCUCCCGCGCCGCCUUCCACUCCUCGGCGUCGGCCCAGACGGGCUUCGUGCAGAAGAUCGACCUCCCGGCUCACCUGGACCUGUCGGGCCUGUCCUGCUCCCUGAUGGACAACGGACAGCUGCGGAUCCACGCCCCGGCCGCCCGGCAGCCCGCCGCCGCUGACACCGCCACCGCCGCCGCCACCGCCACCGCCGCUGUCACCGCCACCGCCACCGCCGCCGAGGAGGAGCAGCCGGUUCCCGUCCGGUUCAGGACGUCGCUGGAGUUCCCCCUCAACAAGGACAACACAGAGGAAAAGCACACAGACUGAGCCGAGGCGUCUUCACGCUCCUCCACUUAACAGACUGUCUUCAGCCAGUGACGUUUACAGCAUGAGAGUAUUUAUUUUCUAUUUGUAUGAACUGUUCUAAUAAAAUGAAGUGAG